Onychostoma macrolepis is the source of this 5176-nucleotide messenger RNA. It is a transcript of the gene sack1gb, whose product is annotated as family with sequence similarity 83 member Gb. NCBI's taxonomy places the organism in Eukaryota, Metazoa, Chordata, Actinopteri, Cypriniformes, Cyprinidae. Bases 807 to 3269 code for a protein of 820 amino acids. The transcript is spliced from 5 exons. The record is from RefSeq and is a predicted model, not a curated record.
UUGACUCAGCCGUGUAACGUUCGGAUGCAUGCCGCGUCAUCGGCGCUCAAGCAACCAGACAUCCAGCCUCUUCCUCUUUCCAGCUCCACAGAAGUAGGGCAAAGUAACACAAAAGCCCCACAGGACUUUACUGGACAACAGACUCAGGACAUUAUUUAUAUCGGGAGACGUGGAAGAAAGUUUUGUUUAACUUGCAACACUCUGGUGAACAAUCCGGAAGCUUGUUUUUCCUCGACGGCGUCGGAGGUUUCCAGGGUUCGUGCUUUUGUGGAAGACCCUAAACUCGGAUCCAGUCGGUUUGACUGCAGUCUGUUGCGCGCGCGUGUGUGUGUGUGUGUGUGUGUGUGUUUGCCCCUCCCGGUCAGGUGACUGAGGUGUGUCUAAUCACUAGAGCCUGUGGAGAUGCUUUGUACUAUUCUACCUGUUGAGUAACUGAAAGAUGAUCUCCGGCUCAGCGGUCAACUGCGUCCUGUUCUGAACUGGGACUCUGCUCGGGGAAACGUGAUCAAAUAACAUAUGAGGCAUCUUUUGUAACUUUAAGAAACAAUAUCGCCUUUAUUUGUACGCUUUUUGGUGCAUAAGUUAUCGCUGAGCCGCUUUAUUUGACAAGAAAAACAAAACGAUUGAAUCGCCAGGUCUCACUUUACCAUGGAAACCCUUUACCUCGAUCGCAAAAGGAGUUUUUCUAGGCUAGUUAACAAACUUUAUUAAGAGUUUUUAUACUUUUCUGGGAUUACAGUUUGACUUAAAUAUUAACUACGAGAAGAAAUAAGAAUCCGCUUUAAUUCGGUUUGUGUGGAAACGCUAUGGCUCUCUCUCAGGUUCAGUGUCUUGAUGACAAUCAUGUGAACUGGCGUCUGAAUGAAUCCAAACCGGAGUUUUUUUACAGCGAGGAUCAGCGGCUCGCGCUUGAAGCGCUGUUUACGAAAGGACGCGACGCGUUUGAAGCCUAUGUGAAAGAGCACCAGCUGCGUCCUUUCCUGUCGGAACCCGAACUCGAGCGGUUGCGUCGGAGCAUAGAAGAUUAUAAACCCGGUUCUGAGCAUCAAAAACCAGAUGGUACGACAGAGGGAGAGGACGGUGCGGUUUCAUUGCAGUAUUGGCCGGACCGCUCUGAUACCUCCAUACCGAAUCUGGACCUCGGAUGGCCAGACUGCAAUUCUUACCGCGGAGUGACGCGCGUCAAUGUGUUCACGCAACCGCCAGUGGACGGACAGACGACGCAUAUAAAAGAGGUUGUGAGAAAGGCCAUCGCGCAAGCACAGAAGAUGAUUGCUGUGGUAAUGGAUGUUUUCACAGAUGUUGACAUUUUCAAGGAUCUAAUAGAGGUUGGAUUUAAAAAGAAAGUAGCUAUAUACAUUAUUAUAGAUUUUGCAGCUAUACAGCAGUUCCUACAUAUGUGUGAGAGAGCCAAUAUGCACAGAGGACACCUCAAUCAUCUUCGGGUGCGAUGCAUCAGUGGUGCCGAAUUCUUUACACGCUCAGCUCAGAAGGUGCAUGGCUCUUUGAGUCAGAAAUUCAUGUUUGUGGAUGGAGACCGUGCUGUGUCCGGCUCAUACAGUUUUACAUGGACAGCUUCUCGUUUCGACCGCAACAUCAUUACAGUCCUGACGGGACAGGCUGUUGAAACUUUUGACAAGCAGUUCCGCGAACUAUACCUGAACUCUCGUGGGGUCAAUCUAACCAAGAUCCCUUUGGCGGACCCUCCGGAGCCUGACCCUGCCCCAAUCGUUGUUCCUCCCCCUGUUCCUGCAGCUGUUGCAAGAAAACUAAUUAACCCCAAAUAUGCAUUGCUUAAUAUAGAUUCAGCAAGCAAAGCCUCUUCAGACAAAGCUACUGCCAAGAACAGUAACUCCAAACAUCCUAUGGUCCAGAUUCCCAAACCUCAACGGGAGUUGAUAGAAGAACCGAAAAAGCACCCAGGACUUGUAGGUCUGCCGAAGGCAGAUCUCACUCACUACUUGCCCAUCUGGCCUGAGCCAGACCCACCCAGUGAUGUUAUUGGGUUUAUUAAUAUCCGUGAUACAAGCAAGCCAACACAGGUACAUUUAAUGCGCUCGCAAAUGUUUGAAACAUCUCAAGCAAUACGUUUUAAAGACCCUUUCACUGCCCCACCUGAGGAACCGUUACCAGAUAAGGCAAGUCCUCGGCGAAAAACAACACAAUUGUCUAAAACAGAGACUGUAGAUGCAAAUGUUCAAUCGAGCACCCAAACUCAGCCAGAGACUAAGUCUAGCAAUGCCCAUCAAGAUACACCAGCCAAUUCAUCCCAUUCGCCAAGCUCUCCGAUCCAGCAAGAAGAACCCCAAUCCAACCCUCCUCCACAAGAGCAGCAGUCCAACCCUGAACCAACAGAAGUCAAACAGACUUUAGAAAUGCCUGUGCCCAAGCCACGCACCCUUCAGUUGGUGGUUAACAGACCAGAGGGCUCUGGAGACGCAGAGGUCACUUUAGUCAGAAGGGACGAAAACCAGACAAAGGAUGCAAACACGGACACUCGCGACAACGAUGCCGACAGCACCGCUGUCAUCUGUGCACAAUCAUUAAAGGAUAAAGAUGAGAGUUCUACAAUGUCAGAUGAAUACUAUGAAUGUACUGACUCUGACAGUAGUGACAGACUCCCUAACGGAAGGUUAACGGGUUCUGGUCGUUUUGGAGACCACAGCACUGAUGCGCUUAACGUGAUGGCCCGUUUCUCUCAAUCCAUGCUGGACUUGCGAUCGGAUGAUGUCGAACAAAACACUGCUGAGAAAAAUCUACUGAACAUGCGGAACAAAGAUAAAACAAAGCUCUACCAGAUGGUUUCCAGAUCACCUGUUCGAGACACUUAUGGCCGGGCCAAAGUGGUGAUUGCUAAACCUGGAGUUUUCCAUAGACCUCCGAAAAGCAGCGGUCAUGUGAUCGGGGGCCACAGGUACUGGCAGGGGAAGGCGUAUGCUGACCUCCCCUCAAAUGGAUCAGGCCAGCAAAAUCUAAACCGCUCCGGCCGGUCCCCUAGAAGACAAAGCCCCGCCUAUACGAUAGAAGGACUGCGAACUGGCCAAACACACGCUCAGCGGCUCAUGCACUCUAAAUCACACUCUCCCACUCAACGGGCUUCUCAAACAAAGUCUCCGUCUCCUCGUAGACGGGUUGAGACUCGUAUGCCAUUAGGAAUCUCUUUAUCCAAACUCGCCAGCUACAAACUCCUCAGAGGGAAGGUUCCAGUGAACGCGUCUGGUUUUGCUUUGGGGGAUAAAUUGUUGACACAGAGGCACAAUGAAAAUUAACUGAUUUAUGGUGGCUUUAUUUCAGAAAAUAAACAACAACUUUGUAUUGAGUACAAAGGCAUGAAUGUGCAAUGAUGUAGCCACCAGUCUCCACUGAUAAAGACUUUUCAACUGGAGUUCAACUGGAUCUUUAAACUGGACCGUGGCAAGCAAAACUUGUCACAAGCAGCCUUACUCUUUAUUGACGUGCCUUUAUUGUGUAAUCUGGACUAGUGCAAAAAUUUGGUGGUGGAUUGGUGGCCAUGGUGAUAGUGAUUUCACAUUCACCCCUGUUGUUGACUAAUUAUUGUCUCAGCUUGUGGGAAAAGGACUUAAAGUACAAUACAAACUGACAGAGUUAAUUUUAAAGUCUGCAUUUGUCCAUGGUUUUAUCUGAGGAGAUCAGACUGUCUCAAGGCCUGUUCACACCAAGAUUAAUGUUUGUUGUGAUUGAACAUUUUUAUGUGAAUCGCUUCAGACUGAUACAAACAUUUGCAUGCUGUCAGUGUGACAGAUUCUUUCUUUAUGGAGAGGCGUUCUAAUCUCUUUUCCAGCGCAUUGCGGAAAAAAAAGACUGGUCAACCAAGAUUAGUGCUUUUAGUCACGUGCCCAGAGGUGCUGUUGUUGUAUAGAAUUAGUACUUUGUGGUACUCUCAAGCAGAAUAUUUUGAAUUUCAGUUUUUCCAUAAGCGACACCUAAUGACAGAAAGUGAAUUUGUAUUUUGAUUCAGCCUGUCUGCAGUUUUUUUGAAAAAGUCAGACCAGACUUUUGUGCCCAUCAUUAUUGGUGUGAACCGGCCUUCAGAAUUAGCUUUUGAGUUGGAGUCAAGACCAAACCCUCCAAGAUCCAGACCAAGACCCCUAAGACCUGGACCUAAACUCUAACCAAGACCUAGUUAUUUUAACAAACUGAAACUUACUCAGAAAAACACUGAAUUUAUUGCAGCACUUUGUGCAGUGUUGAAUUGACUGUGGCCAUGACUAAGACCCUUAGCCAAGACCCAGACCAAGUUUUGAAUCCACCAACCGGAAGACCCAAGUAAUAAGACCCAGACCAAUCCCACAUUUACUGGGUCUUGAAGAGACUCCAACUCAGACAGUAUUUCCAGAAAUUUAAUGAUGUUCACCUUUGGUAAUUUUUUGUUUUGUUUAAUGGCUGCUAAUGAGGUUUGGAAAUAUAUGCUUUUACCCAAAAAAAAAAAAAAAAAAAAGCUUUUUUUUUUUUAAGAUGUGAUGUGCACUGUACGUUAUAGAAGGAAAGUGUUACAAUUUUAGCUAUUGCAAGUACAGUCUUCUAUAAUUUUCCCACUCUUAUCAUUUUUGAUGCUAGUCUGCACACAAUGAUUUUCACAGUUUCUGUGAGAAUAUACUUGAAUCAUUUGGAGAUGUUUUAGUGAUGCAGGACUCAAUAUAGACUUUAGUUGACGCAAAUCAUGUGCAUCAAAUUGCAAGGGUCGACCCUAAAUUAGGUCUAAUUGUGGAAAGAUAUUCAGACUUGGUAGAUCGUUUUCCUAAAAGGUCUUUACCUCUGUCUCUAAAACUGCAGUCUUUACGGUGUCAAGUGAUAUGUUAAAUAUCUUCUAGCAGAAUGCAACUCAUAAUGCAAAAUACAUUUGCAACACUGUCCUUUAUGCAAAGCUUUUUUUACAUUGUGUUGUGAAAACCAGGGUAGCCUUGUUAUCCAUUUUUGAGAGUAAAGGUCAUUGCACACGGAGUCAGAAAUUUUUGCACGUUAAAAAAUAAAUACGACCUCACGUUGUGUCAAUUACGUUUACACACUGCCUCCGAAACUUUCAUCUGUCAUAAAAAAAUGCGGAUCAGGUUAGAUUUUUCUGCGUUUUCGCAUCCGUAACAAGCAUUUUGAUAGGAAAAGAUGACGAAUACGAAAAAACGCAUACGAAAAUUUCGGACUCGGUGUGCAAGGACCU